Microbotryum saponariae is the source of this 897-nucleotide messenger RNA. Lineage: Eukaryota; Fungi; Basidiomycota; Microbotryomycetes; Microbotryales; Microbotryaceae. The record is from the annotation of a GenBank genome assembly.
AUGAGCCUCUCCUCUAUGGCCCGGACAAGUCUGCGAUCCCUACACCCUCAACGAGCCGCAAUCGUCUCGCACUCGCCCUUCGCAGUCCACCCAAUAUCGUCAUGCUCGCCACGAUGCUGCAUCUCCAACACCGCCGUGCGCUCGAUUGCCUCCACCUCGACCGCACGCCAACAACUCCCCUGGUUCGUACAAGACGAGCCUGAACCCUCCCCCUCCUCCUCCCCCUCCUCCUCCCCCUCCUCCUCCACCUCUUCCUCUUCUGCCUCCCCCUCACCUCCCACGAUCGCCCCCCCUCGACCACCCCCGGACGACCUCCCCAGCUCCCUCCAUCCACUACACGACCACCUCGUCAAAUCACCCUUCUUGGAUCCUAAAUCCAUCGCUUACAUCGAUGCCCAGUCCGCCGAUCCGGGAGCAAGUUGGACCGAUUGGAUCGUCGUUGCUACUCUGAGGCACGGCAGGGAGAGAGGGUUGAGAGGCGCGAUCGAAGGCGUUCGAGCAUAUGCAAGUAGACGACGAUUGUCGGAUACAGUGGUCUCAUCUUUAGCGAAGCACUGAAGAAGACGCCUCCCUAUCUAACAGCUCGCAUCUAAUCCGAUAGCACUUUCCACCAACUCGUCGGAUCGCGCUUUCGCACCUUCCCAUCCGACCGUCACUGGACUCCCAAACGCUCCAUCAAGGCAUGCCCGAUCACGCAACGCAGGCAAAGGAGGUGGAUCGACGUCGACGACGGCGGAUUGGGCCAUGGUCGAUGCGGGAGACCUGGUCGUGCAUGUCAUGACCGCCGACGCGAGGGAGGUGUGGGCGAUUGAGGGCUUGUGGGAAGCUGUGGGGAGGGAUAAUCAGAGACAGCAGGAAAAGUACGAGGCUGAGCACGGUGGUGGGCAAAAGGUCUGA